Molecule: messenger RNA, 1278 nt
Organism: Botrytis fragariae
Lineage: Eukaryota; Fungi; Ascomycota; Leotiomycetes; Helotiales; Sclerotiniaceae
Product: putative c2h2-like zinc finger protein
Exons: 2
Coding region: 1-1278 (425 amino acids)
Source: RefSeq, a predicted model, not a curated record
AUGAAGCUCCCGAUCAAGUCAAGACAUCUACUUGUCUCGAACUUCCUCCCCCAUAAAUCAUUUCUAUCUUUUUCAUAUCCCCGCUUUCAAGAUUUAAUUAUUCCUGUACGGCACUCCCACUCCACUCAUUCAACAUCUUCCAUUGUGUCUGGGGAGCCGGACACGGCUUUAUUAGCAUUAAACGAUGUUCAAAAACAAAAAGAACUCUCUCAACCUCCCCAACAAAAAGUGAUUGUCCUAUGGGACCUGGACAACAAACCGCCGUUCGAUUCAAUCAACCCGUACGAAGCAGCGCAAAAUCUCCGUGCAUUUGCCUCCCGCUUCGGCAACGUCAUUAAUAUCGCCGCCUUCGCCAACCGAAGUGGAAUGUCGUUUGUCCCUUCUUCGGUUAUAGAAUCACGCAAAGAACUCAAAGAGUAUUACGCGCUGGAGGAUAAAUUGCACAGAAAGUAUAAGGUCAAACCUGAUGAGCCUUAUGUAUGUGGUAUUUGUGGCAAUAAAAAGAAAACCCAAGUGGAAGUAGUGAAACAUUUCAAGAUUCAUGAAAAGGAAAGAGGAAAGAAACUAAAUGCAGCAGCGCAACUGAAGGGUAAGAAAAAGGCUCGAUUUAAGGCGAGAGAAUUAUCUAAGGAGAAGAACGCUAAGUAUCAUGAGGCGGCUGUGGGAAUUAUCAGGCCUGCUGAUCGCUUCGGCGAGCAGGAGUUCGUGGUGAAUCUCGUUAAAUCGAGUUCGCAGGCUGCGGAUGAAGCAAUUAUCGCAUAUUCAAAUGAGAUGGGGCAGAGAAGGGCAACUGUGUACGAUUGGUUAAUACUGAUAUCGGAUGAUACUGAUUUUGGGGAUUUGGUGAAACGCCUUUCUCGGAAGGGGGUAGGAACGAUUGUGGUGGGGGACCGGAUGCGAAAGGCUGGGGGUCAAUCGAGCAAGAAAUUGGCGAUGGCGGCGUGUGCGUGGGUGCCUUGGAGUUUGGUUGAGACAGGGUGUAUAGACAAGGAUGCCAUUAAGGAAGUAUUUGCAAAUACAUUACCUACAGAGAAGAAAGAGGAGAAAAUAAGGCAGAUAAAGGAGAUUUUUGGUGUUAGUGAGCAGGAUGGAAUUCUGGAAUCAUGUUCAAGACACUCUUUCAAUGAGAGUGACAAUCAAGAUAUAUCGGACCAAAACAUCUCGAAUCAGCACGUAUCAACCCUUUCCAGGACGUCCAUCCCAAACCCAGACUCGGAUCCAGACCCAUAUCGCCCUUUAUCAUCAGGUUUGCCGCUAGACAUCUCUUUCGCCGAAUAA